UUGUGAUUCUUCUCCUGGAUGCAGCUAAGAAUGAGAACUGUGAUCAGCAAGUGGUAAUCCUAACAUGCAUUUAGGGCUUCCCUCUGCACACUCACUGCAAUGGGAAAGCUUGAUCACAAGGGCACCAACUUGCCAGCCCCCCAUGCCUACUGACUGUGAUGGAAGAACUUGAUAGUAAUGUGAGACCACAUGAGGGAUUCGGUGUAGGGGAGAAGAUAGUUCUCAUCACCUUCAUCUCAGCAGUAAUUCUGAUGACCACUCUGGGUAACCUUCUAGUGAUGGUGGCAGUAUGCCGGGAUAGGCAACUGAGGAAAAUUAAAACCAAUUACUUCAUUGUGUCGCUUGCAUUCGCUGACUUGCUGGUGUCAGUAUUAGUGAUGCCAUUUGGAGCCAUUGAGUUAAUCCAGGAUAAGUGGAUUUAUGGGGAGAUGUUCUGCUUGGUACGAACCUCACUCGAUGUUCUCCUAACCACAGCUUCUAUCCUCCACCUCUGCUGUAUUUCACUAGACAGAUACUAUGCUAUCUGCUGCCAGCCUUUGGUUUACAGGAACAAAAUGACCCCCCUGAGGAUAGCGUUGAUGCUUGGUGGCUGUUGGAUUAUACCAACAUUUAUAUCAUUCCUCCCAAUUAUGCAAGGAUGGAACAGCAUAGGCAUUCUGGACUUGAUAGAAAAGAGAAAAUUCAGCAAAGACUCAAAUUCAACAUAUUGUAUUUUUAUGGUGAACAAGCCCUAUGCUAUUACGUGUUCAGUGGUAGCUUUUUACAUUCCUCUAUUUUUAAUGGUGCUUGCUUACUACCGAAUUUACGUCACAGCACGAGAACAUGCCAGACAGAUUGGAGUAUUACAACGGGCAGGAGCCCCAGCAGACCAUCGACAUCAGCAUCCUGAUCAGCACACCACUCACAGGAUGAAGACAGAGACCAAAGCUGCUAAGACAUUGUGCAUUAUAAUGGGCUGUUUCUGCCUGUGCUGGGCUCCAUUUUUUAUCACCAAUGUCAUUGACCCUUUCAUAGACUACAGUGUGCCAGGGCAACUUUGGACAGCUUUUCUCUGGCUAGGCUAUAUUAAUUCAGGGUUCAACCCUUUCCUCUAUGCCUUUUUGAACAAGUCUUUCAGGCGUGCCUUCCUCAUCAUUUUGUGCUGUGGAGAUGAGAAGUACAGAAGGCCUUCCAUACUAGGACAAACAGUCCCCUGUUCAACCACAACAAUUAAUGGAUCCACUCAUGUUCUAAGAUAUACCGUUCUGUAUAAUGGACAUCACCAGGAGCAAGACAAACUUCCUAUCCAAAUUGAUCCAGAGUCACAAGAAUCUUGUUUUUAG
Molecule: messenger RNA, 1322 nt
Organism: Nanorana parkeri
Lineage: Eukaryota; Metazoa; Chordata; Amphibia; Anura; Dicroglossidae
Gene: HTR4
Product: 5-hydroxytryptamine receptor 4
Exons: 7
Coding region: 159-1322 (387 amino acids)
Biological process (GO): chemical synaptic transmission; regulation of appetite; adenylate cyclase-activating adrenergic receptor signaling pathway
Cellular component (GO): plasma membrane
Molecular function (GO): G protein-coupled serotonin receptor activity
Source: RefSeq, a predicted model, not a curated record